CCCUCCUUGCCCACCCUGGCGUUGAAGUCGCCAAGCACGAUUUUUAUGUCGUGGCUGUCGCUAAUAGCGAAUGAAAUACAACGCUCUGAUUCGACUAUGAGAGCCGCGAUUCCCGCAGCAGAAAAAUUGGCAUUGACGCUGCGAUUUCUCAGCACUGGAGAGUCUUACGUGAGUUUGGAUUACCAGACCCGUUUAUCCAAAUCUUCAAUUUCCAGUAUAGUUCCUGAGUUUCCAAACAGCAAUUCAGAAUGGGAGGCCAUUGCAAAAGAAUUUGCAGUUAAAUGGCAAUUCCCCAACUGCAUUGGCGCGUUAGAUGGGACUAGAAGUAUAAUUUUACUAGCCCUGGUGGAUGCUAAUUCCAAAUUUAUUUUCGUCGACGUUGGUUGUAACGGUCGCAGUAACGAUGCUGGAGUAUUUCUGCAAAGCAAAUUAAGGGAUGUUCUGCAAGAAGAGAAGGAAAUACCAAAAGCUUCUUCAAUAGGAAACGAUCGACGCCUACCGUACGUCGUAGUCGGAGACGAUGCAUUUCCUCUGCAGAUGCAUUUAAUGAAGCCAUAUCCCUACCACACGCAAUGCCAGGAAAAACAAGUUUUUAAUCAAAGACUCUCUCAUGCAAGGCAUGUGGUGGAACAUGCAUUUGGAAUUUUAUCCAAUAGAUUUCGCGUCCUUCUAGCUCCGAUAAAUCAGAAAGUGGCCACUGUAGAGAAAAUUGUAUUGACGUGUUGUGCUUUACACAAUUAUUUAAUCGAAAAUGGCAAAAUGUUCACUGAUGACAGAGUAAACGCAGAAACUGUAAAUAAUAACCACUCAACUGAUUCCGAUGUAUUCUACAAUCCGCGAAAAGGUGCAGCAGAGAACGUACGUGAACAGUUUCUCAAAUAUUUUAAUGAAGAAGGCAAACUGGAUUGGUUACAUAAUAAAUAA
This is a messenger RNA of Anastrepha ludens (Mexican fruit fly), 924 nucleotides long. RefSeq lists its product as uncharacterized. The transcript has 4 exons. Lineage: Eukaryota; Metazoa; Arthropoda; Insecta; Diptera; Tephritidae. The record is from RefSeq and is a predicted model, not a curated record. The coding region runs from base 46 to 924 and encodes 292 amino acids.